AUGAUGAUGACCCAGGUGGAGACCACCGUGCACUAUAAUAAUGGCUAUGAGGAAGAGUACAUGUUGCAGGAGGAUGAGUGGGAUAGGGACAUGCUACUGGACCCUGCCUGGGAACAACAGCAGAGGAAAACAUUCACAGCCUGGUGUAACUCCCACCUGAGGAAAGCUGGUACCCAAAUUGAAAACAUUGAGGAGGACUUCAGGAAUGGACUGAAACUCAUGCUGCUUCUGGAAGUUAUUUCAGGAGAAAGGUUACCCAAGCCAGACAGAGGGAAGAUGCGAUUUCAUAAGAUUGCUAACGUCAAUAAAGCGCUGGACUUCAUCACAAGCAAAGGAGUGAAACUGGUCUCUAUUGGAGCUGAAGAGAUUACGGACGGUAACGUAAAGAUGACCCUUGGAAUGAUCUGGACUAUCAUCCUCCGCUUUGCCAUUCAGGACAUUAAUGUGGAAGAAACAUCUGCAAAGGAAGGUCUUCUUCUGUGGUGUCAGAGAAAGACUGCCCCCUACAGGAAUGUCAACGUCCAAAACUUCCAUGUUAGCUGGAAGGAUGGCCUGGCCUUCUGCGCCCUGAUUCAUAGACACAGACCCGACCUCCUCGACUACUCUAAACUCAACAAGGAUGAUCCUCUGGGGAACCUGAACCUGGCUUUCGACAUAGCCGAGAAACACCUGGACAUUCCCAAAAUGCUGGAUGCAGAAGAUAUCAUCAACACCCCCAAGCCCGAUGAGAGAGCUAUCAUGACCUAUGUGUCCUGCUUUUAUCACGCUUUUGCUGGAGCGGAGCAGGCAGAGACAGCUGCCAACAGGAUCUGUAAGGUGCUCGGUGUAAACCAGGAGAAUGAGAAAAUGAUGGAGGAGUAUGAGAGACUGGCUAGUGAGCUGCUGGAGUGGAUCCGCCGCACCACUCCCUGGCUGGAGAACCGGACCCCGGAGAAGACUAUGGGGGAGAUGCAGCGGAAGCUGGAGGACUUCAGGGACUACAGACGCCAGCACAAGCCCCCUAAGGUGCAGGAGAAGUGCCAGCUGGAAAUUAACUUCAACACCCUGCAGACCAAGUUGCGCAUCAGCAAUCGCCCCGCCUUCAUGCCCUCUGAGGGGAAGAUGGUGUCUGACAUAGCGAGUGCAUGGCAGGGCCUGGAGCAGGCAGAGAAAGGCUAUGAGGAGUGGCUCCUCACAGAGAUACGCAGGCUGGAGAGGCUGGAUCACCUGGCUGAAAAGUUCCGCCAGAAAGCCACCAAUCAUGAGAACUGGGCCAGCGGUAAAGAACUCAUGCUGACCCAGAAGGACUAUGAAACAGCCACCCUGACAGAAAUCAGAGCAUUGCUUCGAAAACACGAGGCCUUCGAGAGUGACUUGGCAGCUCACCAGGACAGAGUGGAGCAGAUUGCAGCUAUUGCUCAGGAGCUAAAUGAGCUGGAUUACCAUGAUGUAGCUGCUGUGAACCAACGCUGCCAGAGCAUCUGUGACCUGUGGGACAAGCUUGGUACCCUGACUCAGAAGAGGAGGGAGUCACUGGAGCGGACAGAAAAGCUGCUGGAGACUAUUGAUCAGUUGUUCCUGGAGUUUGCGAAGAGGUCUGCUCCUUUCAACAACUGGAUGGAAGGAGCCAUGGAAGAUUUGCAGGACAUGUUCAUAGUGCACACUACUGACGAGGUCCAGAGUCUAAUCUCAGCUCAUGAGCAGUUCAAAGCAACUCUACCUGAGGCAGACUCAGAGAGACAUGCCAUCUUGGGAAUCCAAAAUGAGGUACAGAAAAUUUCCCAGAGCUACGGGAUCAAGGCCAACAUUAUCAACCCUUACAGCACCAUCACAAUUGAAGAGCUCCUCAGCAAGUGGGAAAAUGUGAAGAAGCUGGUUCCUCAGCGAGAUGGUUCCCUCCAGGAGGAGAUGGCUCGUCAGCAUGCCAAUGAAAGGCUGAGACGACAGUUUGCUGCCCAGGCUAAUCUCAUUGGCCCCUGGAUACAGACCAGGAUGGAGGAAAUUGGGCGCUGCUCCCUGGAGAUCGGGGGCACCCUGGAGGACCAGAUGACCCAGCUUAAGCAAGUUGAGCAUGUCAUUGUUGCUUACAAGCCAAACAUUGACAAGCUGGAGGGAGACCACCAGCUAAUCCAAGAGUCUCUGGUGUUUGAUAACAAACAUACCAACUACACCAUGGAGCACAUCCGUGUAGGCUGGGAGCUUCUCCUUACAACCAUCGCCCGAACCAUCAAUGAGAUUGAGACCCAGAUCCUGACCCGUGAUGCCAAAGGAAUCAGCCAGCAGCAGAUGAAUGAAUUCAGAUCCUCUUUCAACCACUUUGACAGGAAGAAAAAUGGAGCCAUGGAGACUGAUGACUUCAGAGCCUGCCUCAUCUCGAUGGGUUAUGACUUGGGUGAGGUCGAGUUCGCCCGCAUAAUGAUUCUUGUGGACCCCAAUGGGACUGGAAACGUCUCCUUCCAGUCUUUCAUUGACUUUAUGACCAGAGAGACGGCUGACACAGACACCGCAGAACAGGUUGUGGCGUCUUUCCGAAUCCUGGCAGCUGACAAGCCGUACAUACUAGUGGAGGAGCUGAGGAGAGAACUUCCCCCUGAACAAGCAGAGUACUGCAUCGUGAGGAUGCCGCCUUAUGCCGGCUCUGGAGCACCACCCGGUGCACUGGACUACACUGCCUUCUCCACUGCCCUCUAUGGAGAGAGUGACCUUUAAACCCACUAGACUUGCCUACUUCAUCUACUGACCGUUUAUCUAACCAACCCCCAUCCACCCAACCCUCCCAGCCUUUCAUCUCCUCAUGAUUUUAAGGAAUCUAACAAAGUUGGAACAAAUAUGUUGAAUGAAAAGUGUUCUGAACCAUACUAGUUUUUUGUUUCUUAGUCUUGUGAUGCAUUACACUGACCAUGAUCAUGUUGAACACACUCAUGUCAUGUAUCUUAGUAUCCUUUUUGUCCCCUGUUGGGUAAAAAAAUGCCCCCAAACAAGUAGAAGUUGCCAUGUUCCAAAUAUAAUGUGAGCAACAGUGCAUUGUAUAUUUUAUCCUGUUGCUAUGGUACUGUACUGCAGCACUACAACAACCUUAGCCAUCCCUCUAAUAGGCCGUGUUGAGAUGUUUUAAGUCAAUGAAAGAUCCCAAAAGCAAUUAUGGACCUACUGGAAUCAAUACUGGUUUAAAAUGUGUAAAACAACCGGCUCAUGAGAGGUCAAAAACACACUCCAAACUGAGGAAAAGUGGGACAUUACCUGAAUUCAAAUGUAAAUGUUUACAACCUGCUCAGUAGUUGGAGGCUGAGAAUACAGAAAACUAAAAGCAGUGUUCAUGAUGAAUGUGUUCCAAAAUAAAAAUUGUGCUACUAACAACGAUCAAACUAUUUUCUGAACUUCAUAAACUGCAUAAUCUGAAGCACACUUAUUUUUCUCUAUAUGUUGACUGCCAAUGUCAUUUUGAUGAUGCUUUACCACCUUUGCUCAAGGUUUGUCAGAAAUAAUUUCUGCUCAAAGUUGUUCUUGCUUGAAUAGUAUUAAAUGUGCAGACUCCAUAUUUGACUAUCUCUGAUGUACACCUUAAACGGCCGCAUUCAUUUACAUUUGUAAUCAAGUUGUUUCCCAAUUCUCCUAGUUGUUCUAUUGUAUGAAGACAGACCUGUAGAUUAAUAACACACCGUAUAUUAUAUUAAUUUGAAGAAACAGGAUUCAGAAAAUGUUUGUCUGUGGAGAUAAUUCAACCAAAAUGUUCUGGUGAUGUAUGAGUCCAUAACAAAUGAUGCAAACUGUAUGCAAAUCCCUUUCUGCUCAAAUUAUCUUCAUGUAAUGCUCAUAAAGAAUGCUAAAUCUGA
Molecule: messenger RNA, 3812 nt
Organism: Notolabrus celidotus (New Zealand spotty)
Lineage: Eukaryota; Metazoa; Chordata; Actinopteri; Labriformes; Labridae
Gene: actn2b
Product: actinin, alpha 2b
Exons: 21
Coding region: 1-2688 (895 amino acids)
Biological process (GO): muscle cell development; actin cytoskeleton organization
Cellular component (GO): plasma membrane; Z disc; cell junction
Molecular function (GO): calcium ion binding; actin filament binding
Source: RefSeq, a predicted model, not a curated record